AUGGAAAAACAUCCCCAGCCGUCAAAGACUGGAGAUGAAAAGGGCUUGGAAGAAAGUUUUAUGAGCGAAAUUGAAGGCAUGUUAACUGUGAUGUCGGAAGAAAUCAAAACAUAUCAAGACGGGGAUAUUUACUGUAUUGAAAUUCCUCAAAAAGAUCUUUUUGAUAAAUGGAUGUUAUCUCUGAAACUACGGUAUUGGUUAGAUCUUGGCGGUCGUGACAACUAUGAUGUAGCAUGGCUUCGAAAGAUCGAUGAUAACAGCACAUUAGAAGAAAUUUUAAUAAAUAUCAAGAAAUUUGAUACGUCAGAAGCGUCUGCAGGGUCAAUUCCAAGCGAGAAUCUAUUUUCAAUCAAAGCUAUUAUAUCUAAGAUGAAAUUACUUAUCGAAGGAAAGUUUAUCGACAUAUGGAAAAGAAACGAGUACCAGAAAUUGAUCUGUUUAGUAUCAAAGCUAUGUCUGUGCCCUGAUGUCAACCAAGAAACCGCCGGUGAACUUUACACGAACGAAUUUUAUUGUCAAAGCGUACCUGAUCAUAUCAUUAACCUUGAUAAUGUCUCGUUAGAUGUGUAUGCGGAUUCCGACUCGGAGGAUGACCCUAGGUGUCAAGAACCUGAAGAAAUUGUUAAUGAAACGCCAAAGAAAGUAAAACCCCCAGGAAAACAAGAAUCAAGUCGCGUAAAUUACUGGCGAGUAACUUGA
Paramuricea clavata is the source of this 699-nucleotide messenger RNA. Lineage: Eukaryota; Metazoa; Cnidaria; Anthozoa; Malacalcyonacea; Plexauridae. The record is from the annotation of a GenBank genome assembly.